This is a messenger RNA of Bufo gargarizans (Asiatic toad), 1219 nucleotides long. RefSeq names its product cyclin dependent kinase 1 (gene CDK1). Gene Ontology annotation, biological process: G2/M transition of mitotic cell cycle; protein phosphorylation; mitotic G2 DNA damage checkpoint signaling. The record is from RefSeq and is a predicted model, not a curated record. Bases 89 to 997 code for a protein of 302 amino acids. Gene Ontology annotation, molecular function: RNA polymerase II CTD heptapeptide repeat kinase activity; ATP binding; cyclin-dependent protein serine/threonine kinase activity. Gene Ontology annotation, cellular component: nucleus. NCBI's taxonomy places the organism in Eukaryota, Metazoa, Chordata, Amphibia, Anura, Bufonidae. The transcript has 8 exons.
AGCGGCCGGUUUGAAAUCCUCUCAGUCCUCAGCUGCCUGUGUCUGAGGAGGAAGAGUCGUUUCCUGAGACCUAUAGAGAGCCACAGAAAUGGAUGAAUAUGCAAAGAUAGAGAAAAUCGGCGAGGGCACUUAUGGGGUUGUGUAUAAGGGGCGGCACAAGGCGACUGGUCAGGUUGUUGCCAUGAAGAAAAUUAGAUUGGAAAAUGAAGAGGAAGGUGUCCCCAGUACAGCAAUCCGAGAAAUAUCCCUCCUCAAAGAACUUCAACAUCCGAACAUUGUGUGCCUUCUGGAUGUUCUGAUGCAAGACUCAAGGCUAUAUCUUAUUUUUGAGUUCCUUUCUAUGGAUUUAAAGAAAUAUUUGGAUUCUAUCCCUGCCGGUCAAUACUUAGAUGCAAUGCUUGUAAAGAGCUACUUGUAUCAGAUUCUGCAAGGCAUUGUAUUUUGUCAUGCCAGAAGAGUUUUACACAGAGAUCUGAAGCCUCAGAACUUGUUAAUAGACAGUAAAGGAGUAAUAAAGCUGGCUGACUUCGGGUUGGCGCGGGCAUUUGGCAUCCCUGUUCGUGUUUACACACAUGAGGUUGUAACCUUAUGGUACCGGGCACCUGAAGUUUUGUUAGGUUCUGCGAGAUAUUCAACACCAGUUGAUGUGUGGAGUAUAGGCACUAUAUUUGCAGAGAUUGCAACUAAGAAGCCGCUCUUCCAUGGAGAUUCCGAAAUAGACCAGCUCUUUAGAAUAUUCAGAGCUCUGGGGACACCAAAUAAUGAAGUCUGGCCAGAAGUGGAGUCUUUGCAAGACUACAAGAAUACGUUUCCUAAAUGGAAAGGUGGCACCCUUGCUUCUAAUGUGAAGAACAUUGAUAAAGAUGGGCUUGACUUGCUAUCUAAAAUGUUGAUCUAUGAUCCUGCAAAGAGAAUUUCUGCCAGGAAGGCCCUGCUUCAUCCGUAUUUUGAUGAUUUGGAGAAGUCAAAUCUUCCUGCCAAUCAAAUUAGAAGUUAAAUCCUGACUUCCAUGUUGGGCCCCACGUACAGAAUUCUAUGAAUCACCACUUACUUUUACUAUUUGUGUAUAUCUAUGUGGUUUGUUGUGUUUGUGUAAAUUUUCUGCAAACUUUGCAGUUAAUGUACGUACUUGUAACCUUGUACUCUUGUAAAUAUUGUGUGCUAUGAACAGUGACAGAACUUACAGCAGAGACUGAAAUAAAGAGCUAUAUUCACUAGC